AUGGCGGAUACACUUCUCAAGCCUCAGGCAACAGCCAAAAGCCUCGGCGCCUACAUGAUAUUUGAAUUGCCUCUUUCCGAAUUUCACAACAAGACUCAAAUGGUGGAUAUCAGCCCACUGGCUACCGAUGGAUGUGUCCGCUUCAUCGACUGCGUGGCUCUAACAACAAGCAAUAUUCUAAGAAUAUGGGAAUUCUCUGAAUCACCUCUGGAAGAGUAUAGCCGCUUUAUUAGUUGGCCGACAUUCAAAUAUACUGCAAUAUCCUACGUUUGGAGGGGUAAUCUUGCCAGUUCUGAAAACGACUCAUUUGAAAACAAGUUCGGGUAUCUUACUGUUCGUGGAGCAGAAGAUGCCGAACCCAUUUCAGUCAAUGUGUUACGUGCUGCCUGCUUUGCAUCGUUGGGAGAUGAUGAUGGGCGGCCUUAUACUCAACGGAUGAUUUCGAGGGCCGAGUACAUCUGGCUAGACCAGCUUUGCAUUAUCCAAACGAAGAAAUCUGACAACAAUCUACAAAUAUCACAAAUGUAUCACAUAUACAAGUGCUGUACGCAGUGUUUGGUUCUCCCCGGGGGACUUUGGCGGCUUACGCGACUUGACGAAGAGACUAGCUGGGCAAAUCGAGCAUGGACAUUACAAGAAUGUUUAGUACCCAAGUAUCCAAUGGUCCUUUUCGCGUGGACCAUGAAUACAGGUAAACUUUUGGGCAUAACCUCCUGCUGGGUGAGAGAGGUCGAGGGUACCGGCGGUGCUCUUGCAAGACUCAAGGACAUCAUUUCCGGAUGUCUUGGUAAGCCAAUGGUUUUCAUUACACGUUCGAUUGAUGAUUCGUCAUCCUUGGAAUAUGAGAAUAUUGAUAUCGCGAGAGAAACUGCUUUCGAUAUUAGAGUCUUCGGGAAAGAUCAUGCAGAUCUAUACGCCCUUAGAAAAGUACGACUAAACUUCCAGAAUUCUAGCGAAUCCACUGAUCCAUACAAAACAAGGCGAUGCUAUUCUCUCAUCUGGCAAUGCGCACUUAUGCGUACUUCAUCUCGUCCCGUGGAUAUGGUCUUCAGUAUUAUGCGACUAAUGGGUGUUGAGCUGAAUCCUAAAGACUUUAAUGAAAACGAUCGUAUGGGCGCUACAAUUGCACUGAUGGCCAUGAUACUCGAAAAGAGUGGAAGCGCAGACUGGCUUGGGAUGCCUUCCAAAUUCCCGCUCUGCCCACAGCUAUCUACAUUUCCGCAGUUUGCAAGAACCGACGUUUCUGGCGGAGUGAACUACUCAGUCUUGGGCCAUUGGCGUGCUGGAAGGUCGUUGAACGACUGGAUCUGCGCCGAUACGAGUUGGAAUAGUGAAGAAGAAUGGAAAUGGCAGAGAUUGCACGGAAGAAUGAGCACCGACGGGUACCUGAUGUUCGUACGUAAGGCGUAUCGGGUUAGCUUUGCGUCGGCGGAGGCAAUACGUGAAGCUGAAUAUGCACAUGUCUUUGACUGGCCGUUGAUCGGAGACAUGGAAGGAACGUUAUGGAAAUUCCAAGAAGACUAUGAUGCAUUGGCACAAGAUCCAGCCAUUAUGGCGAUCCCUCUAUGGGAAUUCCGAGAAAUUCAUCUGGAAAAAGGGGACCAGAUAGAGGAUUUCCAAUUUUCCAUCUCGGGCAUCAAGUUGAUGAUUGUCAAGGAGCAAUCUGCUGGAAAAUUUUAUGUUGUGUCAUAUUGUUUCGUUGCUGAUAAGGAGCAUAAAUGGAGAUCGAGAAUUCUCGACUGGCCAGAUUAUACGUUUAAGGUUGGUGGCCCAGAGCCAUUGAUGCGUCAUCAAGAGCUGGCAGAUGAAUAG
This is a messenger RNA of Trichoderma gamsii, 1812 nucleotides long. RefSeq lists its product as hypothetical. The record is from RefSeq and is a predicted model, not a curated record. Bases 1 to 1812 code for a protein of 603 amino acids. NCBI's taxonomy places the organism in Eukaryota, Fungi, Ascomycota, Sordariomycetes, Hypocreales, Hypocreaceae. The transcript has a single exon.